This is a messenger RNA of Protomyces lactucae-debilis, 1215 nucleotides long. RefSeq lists its product as uncharacterized. The coding region runs from base 1 to 1215 and encodes 404 amino acids. NCBI's taxonomy places the organism in Eukaryota, Fungi, Ascomycota, Taphrinomycetes, Taphrinales, Protomycetaceae. The record is from RefSeq and is a predicted model, not a curated record. The transcript is spliced from 2 exons.
AUGGCAGCACAGAUCUCGACCAGCCUGCAUGUUGUCAUCUUGAUGAUGAUCUUCGGCUUACUGCUCAGACUCCCCUAUGUGGGAGGCAUGGGUUGCGCUUGGAGCUCACCCGAAUCCUCCAAAAAUGGCAUUUGCAAAGCAGCCCCGAGAGGCAAGGAACCAAUCACGCAGACGCAAACGCAGACUCAGGUCCAACCCAAGUUGCCAACACCUCCGACAUUGUAUUACAAACGACUCGAAGUGGUUUUUGAAAAGGGCGUGCCGCAAAGCGUAACACGAACGAAGGGACCAAACGGGGAGAAGAAGAAGCGUCUCCACAGCUGCGACGACACCUGUGAGAUGGAAGGUGCUGGCGCAGCAAGAGCAAUAAUGAACGCUGCCGAAAGACCACCGUAUCAUCAGCCUCGCAUCAAUGGUUAUUGCAAUCUUGGUUGGUUCCAUUUUGGUUGGCGUUUGAAGGGAGAAAUCGAAUAUCCUGAUGCUCUGAUUGAAUCUCUGGGCAAGGCUAUCGACGUCAAUGAGGCUAGUACCUCUGCUUCUCGCCAGCCCACAGUAUGUGAAAACUUGGCUCACGAAGUGCUUCGCAAAACGGAGCACCUUCUCGAUGGAUGGCCGGUAGUCGAGCCGUCAUCUGUCAGCGGAGGUUAUGAUGCAGCCUCAUCAGUAGGGCUUGGAGUCAUUGCUGCACAAAAUAUCCUCAACAACGGCAAGUUCUUGUCGGCACGUACUCUAAAGUCGGCGCCUUGCAAUGAUGCACCAAACAAGCAGAAGAAAUCAAAGAAGCCGAGGGAGUCAGAGAAGCAGAAACCCCUGAAGUUGUGCAUGUGCCAGGUUGGGUUAGUUAUCGACAGACAUUUGGUGCCUCGCAAGCCCGACAAAAGCUCGUUGAACUUGCCAGGCUGGACACUUGAUCCGCCUGCAGCUGAUAUUGGAAAGCACAUCAGGCCAGGAGAAUCUGUCUAUGACCCCAAAAAAGUGCCCGAAGUGGAAGUUAUUCGGGAGAAUCCAUUUCCCCAGAUACAGAAUAUGGACUUCAACGGCAUAUUUUCGCAACGUGUGAUGAAUCCCUUCAAUGGGCCACACGACUAUGCAUUAGAAGGGCUUGCUUUCACGGAUAAGAAAAUAGGCUGGUCCAAAGGCAAGGCCUGCGACUGGAAAGAGGUGUCACAUAGCUUUAUCACGGCAGCUACAGGAUUUUGGGGGCCGUUCACCUAG